UCUCUGGGGCCGCCUGUGCGGGAAUGCGGAAGCGCUGAGGGCCGCCCAGAGGCGGCUGGAUGGCGGACGCUGCGGAGAGCGGUGCCGGGGGCUCCGAGCAUCUCUUCAAGGUGCUGGUGAUCGGGGAGCUCGGCGUCGGCAAGACCAGCAUCAUCAAGCGGUACGUUCACCGGCUCUUCUCCCACAACUACCGCGCCACCAUCGGGGUGGACUUCGCCCUGAAGGUGCUGAACUGGGAUACCAGCACCUUGAUCCGGCUGCAGCUCUGGGACAUCGCAGGUCAAGAACGGUUUGGCAACAUGACGAGAGUGUAUUAUAAAGAAGCUGUUGGAGCUUUUGUAGUCUUCGAUGUAUCCAGACGCUCAACGUUUGACGCAGUUCUGAAGUGGAAGAGUGACUUGGACAGUAAAGUGAAGUUGCCCAAUGGGAAGCCAAUCCCUGCUGUGCUCUUGGCAAACAAAUGUGAUCAACAAUGGGAUGGUUUGGACAAUAGCCCAGCGACGAUGGAUCGCUACUGCAAGGACAAUGGUUUCAUAGCGUGGUAUGAAACCUCAGCGAAGGAGAACAUAAACAUUGAUGAAGCAACACGGUUUCUGGUGAAGAAUAUUCUGGACAGUGACUUCAUCUAUCUAACUGAGAAUACUGAUGCAGAUAAUAUAAAACUAACAGAUGAAUCUGAAGAGGUUGAUAAAAAGGCACAAUGCUGCUAACAUUUUGCCCCUCUCCCAUUAACACUUCUUUUUAUAAGCUUUGGAGACCACAGUCCCUGGAUGAUCUUUUCUAUGUCCAAAAGGAUGACUGCUCGAUGAGAUUAAUAUACCUUCAGCUAAUCAUUAUUUAAACAGAAGUGUUCCUCUUCGUUUUAAUUAGGAAUGGAAUGGAGAGAAAAAUACUUUGUCUUUUUCAUGUCAUGGUUUCUGUAACCUUUUUGAAAUAACAUUAUAACAGUUGUUUAGUCUGUUUAAUUUUUAUAGACUAUCUCACUUUGUCUUAGUGUUUUCUUACACUGCUCUAUAACAGCAAGAAUUGUGUUACAUCUAUUAA
This is a messenger RNA of Hemiscyllium ocellatum (epaulette shark), 1044 nucleotides long. RefSeq names its product ras-related protein Rab-32-like. Gene Ontology annotation, biological process: endosome to lysosome transport; phagosome-lysosome fusion. Bases 60 to 710 code for a protein of 216 amino acids. The transcript has 3 exons. Gene Ontology annotation, molecular function: GTPase activity; GTP binding. Lineage: Eukaryota; Metazoa; Chordata; Chondrichthyes; Orectolobiformes; Hemiscylliidae. The record is from RefSeq and is a predicted model, not a curated record. Gene Ontology annotation, cellular component: trans-Golgi network; Golgi apparatus; lysosome.